Andrographis paniculata is the source of this 2036-nucleotide messenger RNA. RefSeq lists its product as uncharacterized. The coding region runs from base 168 to 1625 and encodes 485 amino acids. Lineage: Eukaryota; Viridiplantae; Streptophyta; Magnoliopsida; Lamiales; Acanthaceae. The transcript is spliced from 6 exons. The record is from RefSeq and is a predicted model, not a curated record.
UGAUGGUUAUGGUUAUGAAUAUAUGAUAACUAGCAUGAAUCAAGUUGAGCGUCUCCAGCUCCCCCGUGAUAAUACUAAUACUUAUAAUAUUAGUAACAAAUAAAAUUCCCAAUUCAAAGCAAAACCCUAAAUUGAAGUGGCGUAGGCUGAAAAUUAGGGUUUUGUAGAUGGGUAUCGAUCCGGAUGUCGCGAAUUGGGUGCUGGAAUUCCUCCUCCGACAACCGCUGGACGACGGGACACUGGAUUCCUUGCUUCGCAUCCUGCCUCUCUCAGACGAUAAACGUAGUUUGAAGAAAUUGCUUCUGUUGAAGAAGCUCGAGUCCGACGUCUCGCGUCGAUGCCUUUCCGAAAAAACUCUCGAGCUGUUGGAGCAAUUGGAAGAAAUUGAAUUCCGACAGGGGCAGGGCAAAGAGGCUUCUGACGCCAUGAAGCGCGCGUAUUGCGCGGUGGCAGUGGAGUGCACGGUGAGGGUUUUGGAGCGCGGGGGUGAAGGCAAGGAGGACGACGAUUGCAGAAGGUUCAGGUUUUUUGAGGGGGUGGUGAGGGUGUGGAGGGGGAGAAUUGGGGCGAUGGAGAAGGAGGGGUUGAGUUCGGAGGAUCUGUGGAUUUGGAAGGAUGAUAUCGAGGCGGCUGUUUGGGAUGACGGUGCUUGUGAGAGACUCAUGAAGAAGAGGGAGGGGAUCAACGUUGUUGAUGCUGUGAAAGAUUAUCUGAAGGGAGAAAUGGAGAAUUUGGGGCCAUCAUUUCUGGAGGUGGUGGCUGACAGAGUGAAGAAUGACGUGGUUACGCAGCGCAUGCUCGGGAUGGGCAGUGUCGAUCCCGUUGCUCCCAGGAAUGAGGCACCUGACUCUGAGGAUGCUUGUAAUGUCAACAAUGAAAGUCAAAAGGGACAAGUUCAUCUCAGAAACAAGCUUGUUCGUUUGAGACGUUCUAGAGGGUCUAGAAAUUCCAAACGAGCUAAAAUUGUUGAUUCCGAUGAAGCGGAAGCUGGCCCAUCAUACAAGGACUAUAAUUUACAAUCCUCUGAGGCCAUUCCUGGUGUUGCUAGUGAUCGUAAAUGUGGUGAUCCUAUGGAAAAGAAACAUGGUGAAGCAGCGUCUGGAAUUUUAGGAGAAAGUGAGCAUAGCAAACCUCUCGGGGCAAAUUGUGCUGAAGCCAUCUCCGGUGCUGCUUCCAAAAGAGAGUGUUUCGCUGCUGCAGAGGAGAAUCGUCCUGAAGCCAACCUAAAUGCUGUGGAUGAUACUGGGGUUGUUCAAGCUACUGAUUAUAAGGCAAGGGAUGUGCCUGGUCCAAGUUUGAUAGAACAAAAUAGUUCGUCUAGGGCUCAUGAGCAGGAUGAGUCAGUUGGUGGACACCAAGAUGGCCCGGAAGAUUCCAGGGCUAGGCCCCUGCUACGCCGCAGAAGCACAAUAAAUAUUUCUCCUCUGAAGAAACAUGAAAUCCAAAAUUAUAAGAGGAGGAAAGCACGAAAGUGGAGUCCUUUGGAAGAAGACACUCUUAGGACUGGAGUAGAAAAGUUUGGACAAGGAAAUUGGAAGUUCAUCCUAAUGGCCUACCGUGACAUAUUUGUAGGAAGAACUGACGUUGAUUUGAAGGACAAGUGGAGGAACCUAACCCGCCGCUAGAGGUACAAUUUCGGAUUUUCAGGUGCGCCACCCUUGGUCGUGCCCACAAAGCCAUCGGAAGAAAAUACACUUGUAGUUCCAUCUGGAUCUUCAAAAAAGCGGCAGAUCCUCCGGGUGUUAAUCAGAGUGUCACUUGGCAAGUAAGAAUGUUGCAACUUAUCUUGAUGAUAUAUAAAGAAUGUAGAAAUUGUUGAUAUGUUGGGUAAUCAGAAAUGAGGCUUAGAACCAGCAAAUGUUGGAGCUCACUCUGAAGUUAGGUAAUAAAACAUUUUAUUGUAAAUAUGCUGUUGUCUAGUUUUGUAAAAUGGCUAAAAAAAAUAGAUUGCACUCUGCUCUAGCGUUGUGAUAUUUUGUAAGUUGUGGAAAUUUUUUGGUUGGAUUAUGUUUUAAAUAUUUGGGGUGGUUUAAUUA